Molecule: messenger RNA, 24000 nt
Organism: Suncus etruscus (white-toothed pygmy shrew)
Lineage: Eukaryota; Metazoa; Chordata; Mammalia; Eulipotyphla; Soricidae
Gene: DST
Product: dystonin
Exons: 104
Coding region: 21-23042 (7673 amino acids)
Biological process (GO): hemidesmosome assembly; intermediate filament bundle assembly; skin development
Cellular component (GO): keratin filament; cytoskeleton; plasma membrane
Molecular function (GO): calcium ion binding; microtubule binding; keratin filament binding
Source: RefSeq, a predicted model, not a curated record
GCCGCGCCUCCGCCGGCACCAUGAUCGCCGCGGCUUUCCUCGUGCUGCUGAGACCCUACAGCAUCCAGUGCGCCCUUUUCCUCCUGCUGCUCCUGCUGGGCACCAUCGCCACCAUCGUCUUCUUCUGCUGCUGGCACCGCAAGCUCCAGAAAGGGAGGCACCCCAUGAAAUCCGUCUUCUCGGGCCGCUCCAGGAGCCGAGAUGCUGUUAUGAGAUCUCACCACUUUCGUUCCGAGGGAUUCAGAGCAAGCCCUCGGCAUAUUAGAAGAAGAGUUGCAGCAGCCGCAGCAACCCGUCUAGAAGAGCCUGUGCCAGUGGCAGAAGUUCAUCAUCAGAGUGAGCAAGAAAUUUCAGUGAGGAAACGGAGAAUCAAGAAGAACAGUCGAGUUCAGCCAGACUUCUAUCACUCCAUUCAAGGUGCUCCAACCAGAAGACCGAGUUCCGGGAACGCGUCCUAUCGCUGCUCUAUGUCUUCCUCUGCGGAUUUUUCCGAUGAGGAUGAUUUCAGCCAGAAGUCUGGCUCGACAUCUCCAGCCCCUGGAGAUACCUUACCCUGGAAUUUGCCCAAACACGAGAGAUCCAAAAGAAAGGUCCACGGGGGUUCCGUGCUGGACCCUGCCGAGAGGGCUGUGCUUCGGAUUGCAGAUGAACGGGACAAAGUUCAAAAAAAAACCUUUACAAAAUGGAUAAAUCAGCAUCUCAUGAAGGUUCGAAAACAUGUGAAUGAUCUUUACGAAGACUUAAGAGAUGGACAUAACUUGAUCUCUCUUUUAGAGGUUCUUUCAGGAGACACCUUGCCAAGGGAGCGAGAUAUUUUGAAGACUUUACGAUUGGUGAGUGCAACAGACGCAUGCGAAUAUGAACAGCAUGAGGAUGUGGAGGAUGAGGAUAAGGGGCCCAGAGAGAAAGGGCGGAUGCGCUUUCACAGACUACAGAAUGUACAAAUUGCACUUGACUAUUUGAAAAGACAUCAGGUGAAAUUGGUGAACAUCAGAAAUGAUGAUAUAACAGAUGGAAAUCCAAAAUUGACUCUGGGAUUAAUAUGGACAAUAAUUUUGCACUUCCAGAUAUCUGACAUCCAUGUUACUGGAGAGUCAGAGGAUAUGUCUGCAAAAGAGAGAUUGCUACUGUGGACACAACAGGCAACAGAGGGUUAUGCUGGGAUUCGGUGUGAAAAUUUCACUACUUGCUGGAGAGAUGGAAAACUGUUCAAUGCCAUUAUUCAUAGAUACAGGCCGGACCUGAUAGACAUGAACACUGUUGCUGUUCAAAGCAACCUUGCAAAUUUAGAACAUGCUUUUUAUGUAGCAGAAAAAAUUGGUGUCAUAAGACUUCUUGAUCCUGAGGAUGUUGAUGUUUCCUCCCCUGAUGAAAAAUCAGUAAUAACUUAUGUGUCAUCUCUCUAUGAUGCAUUUCCCAAAGUCCCAGAAGGUGGUGAAGGCAUUGGUGCAAAUGAUGUUGAAGUCAAAUGGAUUGAAUACCAGAAUAUGGUGAACUAUCUCAUUCAAUGGAUUAAACACCAUGUGACCACAAUGUCUGAGAGAACAUUUCCUAAUAAUCCUAUAGAACUAAAGGCACUUUAUAGUCAGUAUUUGAAAUUUAAAGAAACAGAAAUUCCACUGAAGGAGGCAGAAAAAUCAAAAAUUAAACGUCUAUAUAAAUUAUUAGAGGUUUGGAUAGAAUUUGGCCGUAUCCGACUUCUUCAAGGUUAUCAUCCAAAUGACAUUGAAAAAGAAUGGGGGAAGCUCAUUAUUGCUAUGCUUGAGAGAGAGAAGGCACUUCGUCCUGAAGUAGAAAGGUUGGAAAUGUUGCAGCAGAUUGCCACCCGUGUUCAGAGGGACAGUGUCAUCUGUGAAGACAAACUGAUACUUGCCCGGAAAGCUCUCCAGUGUGAUUCUAAACGAUUGGAAUCAGGGGUGCAGUUUCAGAAUGAAGCAGAAAUUGCUGGAUAUAUACUUGAAUGUGAGAAUCUUUUACGCCAACAUGUAAUUGAUGUUCAGAUACUUAUAGAUGGAAAAUACUAUCAGGCUGAUCAGUUAGUGAAGAGGGUUGCAAAACUUCGUGAUGAAAUUAUGGCUUUAAGGAAUGAAUGUUCUUCAGUGUACAGUAAAGGGCACAUGCUGACGUCAGAACAGACAAAGCUCAUGAUAUCAGGAAUCACUCAAAGUUUAAACUCAGGAUUUGCACAGACCUUAAACCCGUGUCUGAACUCAGGGCUGACGCAGAGUUUAACACCAUCCCUGACUUCUUCAAGCGUGACAUCAGGCCUGUCAUCUGGUCUCACAUCACACCUGACUCCCUCUGUCACUCCAGCUUAUACACCCGGCCUACCAUCAGGAUUAGUUACAAAUUUCAGUUCAGGAAUUGAGACAAAUUCAUUGCAAACUCCAAAACUAAUGCAGAUCCGAAAGCCCCUUGUAAAAUCUUCUCUGCUGGAUCAGAAUUUAACAGAAGAGGAAGUAAACAUGAAAUUUGUUCAGGAUCUUUUGAAUUGGGUUGAUGAGAUGCAGGUGCAGCUAGACCACACUGAAUGGGGAUCAGAUUUGCCAAGCGUGGAAAGCCAUUUAGACAAUCAUAAAAAUGUCCACCGAGCUAUUGAAGAAUUUGAAUCUAGCCUUACAGAAGCUAAGAUCAGUGAGAUCCAAAUGACAGCACCACUUAAACUGACUUACACAGAAAAGCUGCACAGAUUAGAAAGUCUGUAUUCAAAACUCUUGAAUACAUCAAGAAAUCAGGAGAGACACCUUGAUACACUUCAUAAUUUUGUGACUCGUGCAACUCAUGAACUUAUUUGGUUGAAUGAAAAAGAAGAGGAGGAAGUUGCUUAUGAUUGGAGUGAAAGGAACACCCAAAUAGCUCGGAAAAGAGAUUAUCAUGCAGAAUUAAUGAGAGAGCUUGAUCAAAAGGAAGAAAAUAUUAAAGCAGUACAGGAGAUAGCAGAGCAGCUACUUUUAGAAAAUCACCCAGCCCGGUUAACUAUUGAGGCCUAUCGAGCAGCAAUGCAGACACAGUGGAGCUGGAUCUUACAGCUCUGUCAGUGUGUGGAGCAGCACAUAAAGGAGAACACUGCUUAUUUUGAGUUUUUCAAUGAUGCCAAAGAAGCUACUGAUUACUUAAGGAAUUUAAAAGAUGCCAUCCAGCGGAAAUACAGCUGUGAUAGGUCGAGUAGUAUUCACAAGCUAGAAGACCUUGUUCAGGAGUCGAUGGAAGAGAAAGAAGAGCUUUUGCAGUAUAAAAGCACAGUGGCAAGUCUGAUGGGAAGAGCAAAAACAAUAAUUCAGCUGAAACCAAGAAACCCUGAUUGUCCACUCAAGAAUUCGAUCCCAAUCAAAGCUAUUUGUGACUACAGACAAAUUGAGAUAACAAUUUUCAAAGAUGAUGAAUGCAUUCUGGCCAACAACUCUCACCGUGCUAAGUGGAAGGUCAUUAGCCCUACUGGGAAUGAGGCGAUGGUCCCAUCUGUGUGCUUCACAAUUCCUCCAUCAAACAAAGAUGCUGUUGACUUUGCAAACAGAAUUGAACAGCAGUAUCAGAAUGUUCUGACUCUUUGGCAUGAGUCUCACAUAAACAUGAAGAGUGUUGUAUCGUGGCAUUACCUUGUCAAUGAAAUUGAUAGAAUUCGAGCUAGUAAUGUAGCUUCUAUAAAAACAAUGUUACCUGGUGAACAUCAACAAGUUCUGAGUAAUCUGCAGUCUCGAUUUGAAGAUUUUCUAGAAGAUAGCCAGGAAUCCCAGAUAUUUUCAGGUUCAGAUAUAACACAACUCGAAAAAGAGGUUAACGUAUGUAAGCAGUACUAUCAAGAACUUCUGAAAUCUGCAGAAAGAGAGGAACAAGAGGAAUCUGUUUAUAAUCUCUACAUCUCUGAAGUUCGAAACAUUAGACUUCAGUUAGAAAACUGUGAAGAUCGGUUAAUUAGACAGAUCCGAACUCCACUGGAAAGAGAUGAUUUGCAUGAAAGUGUGUUUAGAAUUACUGAACAGGAGAAACUAAAGAAAGAACUAGAGCGACUUAAAGAUGAUUUGGCAACAGUUACAAAUAAAUGUGAAGAUUUUUUCAGUCAAGCAGCAAAUGCUCCCUCAGUUCCAACCUUACGAUCUGAACUCAGUGUGGUCGUUCAGAGCAUGAACCAUGUCUACUCUAUGUCUUCUACUUACAUUGAGAAAUUGAAGACUGUUAAUUUGGUGUUAAAAAACACCCAGGCUGCAGAAGCUCUUGUAAAACUCUAUGAAACUAAACUGUGUGAAGAAGAAGCAGUUAUAGCAGACAAGAAUACUAUUGAAAACCUAAUAAGUACUUUAAAGCAAUGGAGAUCUGAAGUAGAUGAAAAAAGAGAGGUUUUCCAUGCAUUAGAGGAUGAAUUGCAGAAAGCUAAAGCCAUCAGUGAUGAAAUGUUUAAGACAUAUAAAGAACGGGACCUUGAUUUUGACUGGCACAAAGAAAAAGCAGAUCAAUUGGUUGAAAGAUGGCAAAAUGUUCAUGUUCAGAUUGACAACAGGUUAAGAGAAUUGGAAGGCAUUGGCAAAUCCCUGAAAUACUACAGAGAUACUUAUCAUCCUUUAGAUGACUGGAUUCAGCAAGUAGAAGUCACACAGAGAAAGAUUCAGGAAAAUCAGCCAGAAAAUAGCAAAACCCUAGCCACACAAUUAAAUCAGCAGAAGUUGCUGGUAUCUGAAAUAGAAAUGAAACAGAGUAAAAUGGAUGAAUGUCAAAAAUAUGCAGAGCAAUACUCAACUACUGUGAAGGACUACGAAUUACAGACAAUGACUUAUCGGGCCAUGGUAGAGUCGCAACAGAAAUCUCCAGUGAAACGUCGAAGAAUGCAGAGCUCUGCAGACCUCAUUAUUCAAGAGUUCAUGGACCUCAGGACCCGGUAUACUGCUUUAGUUACCCUCAUGACACAGUAUAUUAAAUUUGCUGGUGACUCACUAAAGAGACUAGAAGAGGAAGAGAAGUCAUUGGAAGAAGAAAAGAAAGAACAUGUUGAAAAAGCCAAAGAAUUACAGAAGUGGGUAUCAAAUAUCAGCAUUAUACUGAAAGAUGGAGAGAAGGCUGGAAAAUCUUCCUUCUCUCAGCAAAAGAUACCCAAUGAGGAAAUAUCAGCUAAGAAAGAACAGUUCUCUGAAGUACUUCAAACCACACAAAUGUUUUUGGCCAAACAUGGGGAUAAAAUUACAGAUAAAGAAAGAAAUGAAUUGGAAAAACAGAUUAAUAGUCUUCAAGAGAGUUAUAAUAUAUUCUUCAAUGAAUCUCUGAAACAGCUACCAGAACCACAAACUUUAGAAGAUGUAAAGGUAGAGGGGAAGCUUGAUAAAGUGAUUGCAGGCACCAUUGAUCAGACAACUGGAGAAGUCCUUUCAGUUUUUCAGGCAGCUUUAAGAGGCCUCAUCGACUAUGACACAGGAAUUAGGUUGCUUGAGACACAGCUUAUUACUUGUGGUAUAAUUUCACCAGAAUUAAAAAAAUGUUUUGGCCUCAAAGAAGCUGAAAGUCUUGGCCUUGUUAACGAACAAAUUCUAUGCCAACUCAAAGAUCUCAGUAGAACAAGGGAGCUGAUAUCUGCUAUGUCAUCUACCACAGUGCCAGUGCUGGAUGCUCUGGCUCAAGGAAUGAUAUCUGAAUCCAUGGCUAUCAAAGUUCUUGAAAUACUGAUUUCCACAGAUUUUCUAGUUAUUCCAUCCACAGGAGAAGAAUUGAUGCUACAGAAGGCUUUCCAACAGAACUUGGUUUCCUCAACAUUAUUUCCUAAAGUCCUGGAAAGGCAAAAUAUGUGCAAAGAUCUUAUUGAUCCAUGCACCUCUGAGAAAGUAUCAUUACUAGAUAUCAUGCAAAGAAGUAUUUUACAAGAAGGCACUGGGAUGCGACUUCUUCCUGUGAGACCACAAGAAGGAGGCAGGAUAACAUUAAAAUGUGGAAAAAACAUAAGCAUUUUAAGGGCAGCUCACGAGGGGCUCAUAGACCGUGAAACCAUGCUUAGAUUAUUAGGUGCACAGCUUCUUUCUGGAGGUAUUAUCAGUAGCAAUACUAAUCAAAGGCUGACUGUUGAAGAAGCUCUGGAAGAAGGUUUGAUUGACAGAGAUACUGCUAACAGUAUCCUUACAUACCAGGUUCAGACAGGUGGAAUUAUACACUCACAUCCUGCUAAACGUUUAACAGUAGAUGAAGCUGUCCAAUGUAAUUUAAUAACUUGUAGCAGUGCUCUUUUGGUACUCGAGGCUCAACGAGGAUAUGUUGGACUCAUCUGGCCUCACUCUGGUGAAAUAUUUCCUGCCUUAUCUUCCCUGCAGCAGGACUUGAUUACAAAUGAAUUGGCAUGCAAAAUAUUGGACGGCAGGCAGAAAAUAGCUGCUCUUUAUAUUCCAGAAACUUCUCAAGUUAUUGGUUUAGAUGAUGCUAAGCAGCUUGGAAUUAUAGAUUACAAUACUGCAUCAAUUUUAAAAAGUAUUAAAAUUCCUGAUAAAAUGCCAGAUUUGGGAGAAUUAGAAGCUUGCACAAAUUCCAAAAGAUGGCUUUCUUUUUGUAAAUUUCAGUCAUCUACUGUCAGUGAUGAUAGGCAACAGGAGGAUGUCUUAGAUGGAGAAGAGUCGAUAGCAACUCAGAGCUCAGAACAAACUAAAAAGUUAUUCCUGUCGUAUUUGAUGAUAAAUAGCUACAUGGAUGCAAACACAGGACAGAGACUUUUGAUGUAUGAUGGGGACUUAAAUGAGGCUAUUAAAAUGCUAUUAGAAGAUUGCAGUGUAGAAUAUGAUGCGGAUACACCCCAAAAAGAUUGCCUUGAUGUCAGAAGUCUCCCAGAUGAGUUUCUGAAUAAUACCCAAACUAAAAGAAAGGAAAAAACUACAGCUCCAACAGGUAGUUUUGAUAAAUUUAAUUAUAAAGAGUGCAGACCUAAAUUAAUCCCUGAAAAUAGAAACCAUGAUACAGCUGAAGACUUUCAUAAAAGGGAAACUAAUGUUUUCAGUAAUGAAUUUUAUCAGUCAGAAAAUGUAAUAGCAGUUGAGCAUAGAGUUGGGGCUUCAUUUAGUGCAUGUAUCCCCAAUUCUGUAUCACAUUUAAUACAAUCUAAAGUUGUAGAAGGCUGCAUGCAAGACUCUGAAAACACAAAAAAACACUUAGGAAAACAAAGACAAGUUGAAGCAGAUAAACUUGCAGAUGAAUGUAGUCAUUCUGAAAAUGCUAAAAACUUUGCAGGUGAUUUUAUAACAAAUGCUAUUGUAAAAUCAAAAACUAGUGGAAUUUUUGAGUCAGUUGAAACAGAGAACAAAGGUAAUAUAAAGAAGGACUUGUCUAUGUUUGACUAUUCUCCUAGACUUAGUGCCUUAUUAAGUCAUGAUAAAUUGAAUUAUCAAGUGAGAUGUAGUGAUGAAAUUGUCACAAAGUACUAUGGAAAUAAAUGUAAAGACGCUACAUUGCUAUUCAAUAACCAAACCAUCAACGACCAAACCAUGUUACUGGGUCAGAGUACAGGAGAAAAUUUUCAAGACCAAUUCCUGGGAAUUGCAGCAAUUACUGUCAGUUUAAAAACUGAUGAAGAACACUUUGAACAAAAACCUUUAUGUGUUAGUUUUAGUGACUCGGAAGUACAGCACCAAAAUAACAAAUUUAUUUCAGAUACCUAUGGUGAAGGUGAAAAAAUGCAUGUUGUUUCUCAAUGGAAAUAUGAAGACAAGUCAGAUAAAUCCAUUAUGGAAGCAUAUUCCCCUGCCAUAACUUCAGAGAGUGAAACUGAUGAUUUCAAUAAUUCUAAUACCUUAGGCAUACCAUUGCUUGAAAAAACAGCCGAUGCUGGUGACUAUGAAACAUCAUUAUUGGAUACUCAGCAGAGUGACACAGAAACUGACACUGAUAGUGAUGAUGACUUUUAUGACACUCCCUUGCUUGAAGAUAAUGAACAUGAUUUCCUACAACAUGAGGACUAUAAAACACAGCAAGCAGAAAUUAAAGGGGCUGUUCCUCACAGCACUAAUUUCUAUGAUGCUUCAAAAGAGAAUGAUAAAUCUGUGACUUUCCAGAAGGAAGUAAUUGAUAGCUCGAUCAUGAGGGAGAAAUCACAUACUCUUCAGAAUUUUGUCCCAGCUAAUGAGAAAGCAGAUUCAGAUUUUAGUGGGAAAUUGUCCUUAAGUUCAGUUGACAAAGUGUGUGAACCCUCGGUAGAAACUGCAUCAAAAGUAAAAAGUACAAAUGAUCAUGAAGGGGAUAAUUCUGACUCAUUGACUCAUUUUGAGAUUGUUGGCAAAAAUGAGAGCUUCGGUGUUCUGUUAGAAGCUGAUGGCACUAGCUAUUGGAGAGAGAGUAGAGAAGAGUGUUUGACUGGGCAAGAAUUCAAUUCUGACUCUGAGUAUUUAGAUUCUGUGCAGAAUGAAGAAAGUUAUUCAGAUUAUAUAAAUGACAGUAAUGAUCAGGAUACUGAUGCUAUUGCUGAUGAAGGAAGAGAAUGUUAUAAGACUAAAAAGUCCACAUGUCAAAAUAAGUUUGAAGAUGGAGAUAUUCAGUUCUAUGCCAAAAUCAUAAAUGAAAAGGAAAACAGUCAUGAAAAUCAAAGUGAAAACAAUGUGAUUUUUAUUCAUGAAAAUAAAAUGAUUCUUCUGGAUAAGAGCCACAAUUGCAAGUCUUUAGAAAAACAGCUUGAAUCAAGUAGUAAAAGUACUUUAGUUACAGAAAGAAGCAACUCUUCAGAAGAUACAACUGAGUUUUUGAGAAAAACUGAAAAAAAUCUGUUCCAUAGUGACCUGAUUCCUAAAGAUACAUUACUGCUGGUCACUGAAGACACUAGUGCAGAAAAUGCCCUUGAUCCUAUAAGACUAGUAUGUAAUACAACUGUGAGCUCAGCUUCUAAAUCAGAUGAUUCUGUGGACAUACAGGGUAAAUUGACUCAAAGACCAGAUUCUACUGUUUCUGUCAAUGGUGGAGAUCAAUGUUAUGAGAAUAAGACACCUCAAGUUUACACAUCUUUUGAUAAAAUUAUUAGUUCUGAGCCUGACUUAAUAAACAAAUCUGCUGAGGACUGUCACUUGUCACGCAUUGCCUUUGUAAUUGACAAAGCCCACACAGAAGACCAAAGGGAUAUAAUUAAAGCUGAUCAAAGUAAUAUACCAAGAGAAAAUAUUGCUUCAGUUCAUAAGUGCUCCAGUGAAGGAGCUGAUGUAGAACAUGGCUCUGAAACAAAAGAUAUCCUGAAACCUGAAGAUAUCCUAAGUUCUAUUCUAGUAAUGUCCCCUCCAGUGCAAGAAUACUUAAAAUUAGGAGGUGAUGUGAAAAAUAAGGUAGCUCUAAGAGAAGGAUACACACCUCAAAGUGAGAGGGAGAGUGCCCAAAGAAAUGACUUAUUAAGUUUAGAAAGUGUUUUAGAGGGAGGGACAGAAAUUCCAGAAGAAAACAAAAGCUUCUUUUCAAUUUUACCUCUUAAAAACAUGGAAGGCCAUGGGGAAAAGAAGUAUUUUGUGCAGGCAGAACUUUGUACAAAUGAAAUAUCAAAUGGUAACUCCAGUAACUCUUUAAGCACUAGUGAUUCUUAUUUAGAAAUUAAUAACAAUGGAGGAAUUGAGCUGCAGUCACAAAAAGAACAAUCCUUAUUUCCUGGACCUUAUGUCCUAGGAAAGGAAGAUACUCAGAGUCCUGAAUUAUAUCAGGUUAUGGGUGAUGAUGGAAAAGAUAGUUUGAAAAGCCAAUUGAACAAAGAUCUUACAAAUUCUCAAGAGGGUGGAGAAUUUUUAUCUUGUGCAGCCACAAAGAUGUUAAUUCAAAACUUAAUUAAGAGAAUUAGCACAUCACAGUCAGCAAGCGAAGCAACAGGUGCUCCCACUGACUCUAAAAUUGGUGACUCUUCUGAAAUUUCUGUUCUGAAUAACUUACCAAUGUUGAAAGCAGAGAACAAAGAUGAUUCAUUCUAUAUGAAAAAUCUUAGGUCUGAGCUUCUCCUUGAUGUACUUAAGCAAAAUCAGGAUAGCCAAAAAAUUACAGAAACAUUUGAAUUGAUGAAGGAAUUUACUCAGAUGGACUGUAGUCUUGAAAAAAUAGACAUCACAUCUAAAGGACUUCCACUGCAACUUGAAAAUAUUUUCUACAAGAUGGUUGCUGAGAGAUACUCAGAGAAAGUAGAACAUAGUGUAAAAUUGAAAGAAAAAUCAUCUACUUUGGAGAUGGUAGAGGAAAACCCAUACAUUCUUGAUCUUAAAAACAGAGAAGGAAACUCUGGUUCCAUGGAUGUACAUAAUGCUAAAGAAAUUAAACUAGAAAACUCUAUUAUGUGUGCAUCAGCAUGGCCAAGAAAUGAGAAGAUUGAAGAGCUAUGCAGUGAUUUCCCAAUCCAGGUGGAAUAUGUUUCUAAGUCCAAUGAAAUUACUCCUGGAAACAACGCCACCGAACAGUUUUCCAAUGAGUUGCAGCAGUGUUUACAGCACACAUCAAAAAUAAAUGAAUAUUUGGCUUUGCUUCAAGAUAUGAAGCCUCCCAUAGACAAUCUAGAAAGUCUGGAUAGCAGUCUUGAAGCUUUGAAGAACCAACUUAAACAGUUAGAGAUGUUUGAAUUGGGAUUGACUACAAUUGCUAUUCUUAUAAGAAAAGACAUGAAUCUGGCAGAAGAUUUUAUAAAAUCUCUCCCCAGAGACUUUCCUAAAGAACAUCUAGAGGAAUUGAAUAUAAGGCAACAGAGUUUACAGACUGCCUUUUCUUCCAUCAGCAAUGUGUCUUCAGAAAAAAAGAAACACAUUAUGGUUUCAAUUGACUCUGAACUGUCUAAACUAACAAUCAUCCAUGAAGAAUUUCUGCAUAAACUUGAAUCUUUCUCACUUUGGAUAUCAGAGAAGACACAAUCUGUGAAGGAUCUUGAAUUUGUUAAUGCUCAAGAUACUGAAUGUAUAAAGAAAAGUUUGGACUUUCUCAAGAAUGUAUUAAAAGAUCUUGGACACACCAAAGUGCAACUGGAGACUACUGCCUUUGAUGUGCAGUUUUUCGUUUCUGAAUGUGCGCAAGAUUUGUCUCCCAACCAAAGCAAGCAGCUGCUGAGACUCUUAAACUCAACUCAGAAGUGUUUUCUUGAUAUACAGGAAUCAGUAACCACACAGGUGGAUCAUUUAACAGCUCAAUUACAACUAGAACAAGAUCUUGAGGAUCAGACAGUGAUAGAAUGUCAGCAGGAGUACAAAGAGAAACUUCAAGGGAUAUGUGAUCUACUCACCCAGACAGAAAACCGCCUGAUUGGCCACCAAGAAGGUUUUGUGAUUGGAGAUGGCACAGUUGAGUUAAAGAAGUACCAGUCCAAGCAAGAGGAAUUACAAAAAGACAUGAAAGGAAGUGCAAAAGCAUUGGAAGAAAUAGUGAAAAACUCAGAGAAAUUCUUGAAAGAGAAUGGUGGAAUGUUGUCUAUAGAAGAUAAGGCUUUGAUUGAACAGAAACUGAAUGAAGCUAAGUUAAAGUAUGAGCAGCUUAAUUUAAAAGCAGAAGAGUUGAAAAAGGAACUGGAUAAAGUUGUUACAACGGCAAUCAAGGAAGAAACUGAAAAGGCUGCUGCUGUGAAGCAGCUGGAAGAGAGCAAAACCAAAAUAGAAAACCUUCUGGACUGGUUGUCAAAUGUUGAUGGAAACUUGGAAAGGGCAAGUAUAACCCAGAAUCAGGUCAUUGAGCAGAAUGGGACUCAUUUUCAAGAUGGUGAUGGGAAGUCCGAGAUUGGAGAAGAAGAUAAAGUUAAUGGUAACUUGCUGGAGACUGAUUUUGAUGGGGCUGUUGGAAUCCUUGAGGAGAAUCUGAACCAGCAAUACCAUAAAGUUAAGGCCCAGCAUGAGAAGAUUGUUGCUAAGCAGCAAGCGGUCCUCAUGGCUACUCAGUAUGCACAAGCCUUAUUGGAGAAGCAGGGUCAUCAUCUGUCUCUAGAGGAGAAAGAGAAGCUGCAAAAGAAUAUGAAGGAACUGAAAGUGCAUUAUGAAACUACCCUUGCCAACUCAGAGAAGAAAAUGAAGUUGACGCAUUCUCUGCAGGAAGAAUUAGAGAAGUUUGACGCUGACUACGGUGAUUUUGAGCACUGGCUGCAGCAGUCAGAACAAGAACUUGAAAACCUGGAGGCAGGUGCAGAUGACUUCAGUGGUUUAAUGACCAAAUUGAAAAGGCAGAAGAGUUUUUCUGAAGAUGUCAUUUCUCAUAAAGGUGACCUGAGAUACAUCACUAUUUCUGGAAGUAGAGUUUUAGAAGCAGCCAAAUCUUGCAGCAAGAGAGAUGACAGUGUCAACGCUGAUCAGGAUAAUAUUGAUACUUCUGCAACUCACAGAGAAGUCCAGAGCAAAUUGGAUCAUGCCACUGACAGAUUCAGAUCUCUAUACUCUAAGUGCAGUGUCCUUGGGAAUAACCUUAAAGAUCUGGUGGAUAAAUAUCAACAUUAUGAAGAUGCUUCAUGUGGACUUCUUUCUGCACUUCAUGCCUGUGAAGUAGCAGCAGGCAAACACUUAUCUGAACUUAUUGCUGUUGAUCCUAAAAAUCUACAAAGGCAACUAGAAGAGACGAAGACUCUACAAGGACAGAUAUCAAGUCAGCAGGCUGCUGUUGAGAAACUGAAAAAAACAGCUGAAGUUCUCUUAGAUGCAAGGGGAUCUUUACUUCCAGCAAAGAAUGAUAUCCAAAAAACCCUGGAUGAGAUUGUUGGCAGAUAUGAUGACCUGUCCAAGUCUGUUAAUGAACGGAAUGAAAAACUCCAAGUAACCCUGACCCGCUCACUGAGUGUACAGGAUGGUCUGAAUGAAAUGCUGGACUGGAUGGGAGGUGUCGAAAGUUCUUUAAAAGAACACUCUCAAGUACCCUUAAACUCUUCUGCUCUUCAGGAUAUCAUCAAUAAAGAUAUUAUGUUGGAACAGGAUAUUGCAAGUCGUGAGAGCAGUGUAAAUGCCAUGAGUGAAAAAGUGAAGAAAUUUAUGGAAACAACAGACCCAUCUACUGCAUCCUCACUUCAAACCAAAAUGAAGGACUUGUCUGUUCGUUUCUCAAAAGCAAUUCAUAAACACAAAGAAAAACUGGCCAAAAUGGAGGCAUUAAAGUCUAAAGUAGAACUCUUUGAGACUCUUUCAGAAAAGCUCCAGACAUUUGUAGAAACAAAAUCUCAAGAAUUUACAGAGGAAGAUAGGCCUGGAAAAGAUGUCACUGAAUUGUCUCAGUAUAUGCAGGAAUCAACCUCUGAAUUUUUAGAACAUAGGAAAGAUCUUGAAAUUUUGCAGAAUCUCUUGAAGGAAAUAUCUAACCAUGGCUUGCCAGGUGAUAAGGCUCUGGUUUUUGAAAAAACAAAUAAUUUGUCCAAAAAAUUCAAGGAAAUGGAAGAUACCAUCAAAGAAAAAAAAGAAGCUAUAUCUUCUUGUCAAGAACAGAUGGAUAGUUUCCAAGCACUUGUUAAUUCAUUAAAGUCAUGGAUAAAAGAAACAAAAGAAAGAUUGCCCGUUAUACAGCCUUCUUUUGGUGCACAGGAGUUAGAGAAAACUUUGGAAGAAACUAAAAGGUUACAAGAGAAGUGGAGUUUGAAAACAACAGACAUUCAGAAAGUCAACAGUGGUGGUAUCUCACUAUGUAAUCUGAUAAGUGCUGUGACUACCCCUGCAAAGGCACUAGCAACAAUUAAAUCAGGUGGAGUAAUGUUAAAUGGUGAAGGAACUGCCAUGGAUAUUCAAGAAAGUUUGGCCAAUAAAGGAUUAACAUCUAUCAAAAAGGACAUGACUGAAAUAAAUCAUAGUUAUGAAGAUCUUGGCCUCUUACUUAAGGAUAAAAUAUCAGAACUGAAUGCUAAACUCUCCAAAUUGCAAAAGGCUCAGGAAGAGUCAAGUGCAAUGAUGCAGUGGCUAGAAAGGAUGAACAAGACUACAGCAAAAUGGCAUCAGACACCACCUCCAACUGAUACAGAAGCUGUGAAGACUCAAGUUGAGCAAAAUAAGUCAUUUGAGGCAGAACUUAAGCAAAAUGUAAACAAAGUACAGGAGUUAAAAGACAAACUGACAGAGAUAUUGGAAGAGAACCCAAACACUCCUGAAACCCCCAAAUGGAAACAGCUGUUGGCAGAAAUAGAGCACAAAUGGCAAGAACUCAACCAAUUAACAGUUGAUAGACAACAAAAACUAGAAGAAUCCUCUAAUAAUCUAACUCAAUUCCAAACUAUAGAGGCUCAGUUAAAACAAUGGCUUGUGGAAAAAGAUCUGAUGGUCAAUGUGCUUGGACCCUUAUCCAUUGACCCAAAUAUGCUAAAUACACAAAAGCAGCAGGUGCAGAUUUUGCUACAAGAAUUCAAUACUCGUCAACCUCAGUAUGAACAGCUAAAAGCAGCUGGUCAGAGCAUUUUGAGCAAACCUGGUGAACAUCCUUCUUUCCAUGAGAUUGUGAAAGAGCAGCUGGCAGCUGUCACCCAAAAAUGGGACUGCCUAACAGGACAAUUGAGUGACAGAUGUGACCGGAUUGACCAAGCCAUUGUGAAAAGUACUCAGUACCAAAGCUUGCUCAGAAGCCUUUCUAGUAAACUGAAUGACUUGGACAAUAAACUUAGCAGCAGUGUGGCUUUGAGCACACACCCUGAUGCUAUGAACCAGCAAUUAGAAACAGCCCAGAAAAUGAAGCAGGAAAUCGAGCAGGAAAGGAAGCAGAUAAAAGUGGCCCAGACCCUCUGUGAAGAUUUGUCAGCACUGGUUAGAGAAGAAUACUUGAAAGCAGAGCUCAGUAGGCAACUGGAAAGCAUCCUAAAGUCAUUUAAAGAUAUUGAACAAAAAGCAGAGAAUCAUGUACAGCACCUUCAAUCAGCCUACACCAGUUCUCAUCAAUUUCAGCAAAUGUCUCGAGAUUUUCAGGUUUGGCUGGAAACAAAGAAAGAAGAGCUAAAUAAGUCUCACCCAAUAUCAGCCAAACUUGAUGUCUUAGAAUCACUAGUUGAAGAUCAAAAAAAUUUUGGUGAAGCCUUGAAUGCUCAGUCUAAUUAUGAGAAAACCAUUGCAGAAGGUGAAAAUCUGUUAUUAAAGACACAGGGAUCUGAGAAGGCAGCCUUACAGUUGCAACUUAAUACUAUCAAAACCAACUGGGUUGGGUUUAGUAAACAGGUGAAAGAAAAAGAAGACAAAGUAAAAGAUGCACUGAGUAAAGCCCUCAAAUAUCAAGAGCAUGUAGAGACUCUUCGGCCAUGGAUAGAAAAAUGUCAGAGUAACUUGGAGGAAAUAAAAUUUUGCUUGGAUCCCGCUGAAACAGAAAAUUCUAUUGCCAAGUUAAAAUCUCUGCAAAAGGAAAUGGACCAACACUUUGGGAUGGUUGAAUUGCUAAACAAUGCAGCAAACAGCCUACUCAGUAUCUGUGAGAUAGAUAAGGAGGUAGUUGCAGAGGAGAAUAAAUCACUGAUUCAGAAAAUGGACAUAAUCACUGAUAAUCUUCACAGUAAAAAAUCCUCUCUGGAUAACAUGGCUCAAAAGUUUAAAGAAUUUCAGGAAAUUUCCAAGGAAACUAAAAGGCAGCUUCAGUGUGCAAAGGAGCAGCUGGAUAUGCAUGAUUCCCUAGGACCCCAAGCUUACAGUAACAAGCAUCUGACCAUGUUGCAGACUCAGCAGAAAUUACUAAAGACAUUGAAGCAGCAGGUGGAUUUGUCCAAAGAACUUGCACAGGCCAUUGUGCUGGGAAUGUCAGAUUCAAAGGGAACCUCUGAUAUCUUAUUACAGGCAGAAACCUUAGCACAGGAUCAUAGUGCACUAAGUCAGCAGGUAGAUGAAAAGUGUUCAUUCUUAGAAACUAAGCUUCAGGGCAUUGGGCAUUUCCAAAACACCAUUCGGGAAAUGUUUUCUCAGUUUGCAGAAUUUGAUGAUGAACUGGAUAGCAUGGCCCCAGUGGGCAGAGAUAUAAAAACAUUGCAAAAGCAGAAGGAGACUAUUAAAGUAUUUCUGGAGAAACUAGCAGCCCUCAUUGUAAGUAACGAGAAUGCCAAUAGAACCUGCAAAAUGAUGCUAGCUACUGAAGACACCUCUCCUGAUCUUGUUGGAAUUAAAAGAGACUUAGAGACUCUCAGCAAACAAUGCAACAAGUUAUUGGACAGAGCUCAAGCCCGCAAAGAACAGGUUGAUGGGAUAGUUGAGCGGAUUGAGGAAUUCUAUAGCAAACUCAAACAGUUUUCUACUUUGCUUCAGAAAGCUGAAGAACAUGAAGAAUCUCAGGGCCCUGUUGGAAUGGAAACAGAAGCCAUUAACCAACAGCUUGAAGUAUUCAAGGUAUUCCAAAAAGAAGAGAUUGAACCUUUGCAAGUGAAACAACAAGAUGCAAACUGGUUAGGGCAAGGCCUUAUUCAAAGUGCUGCUAAUGGUACCAGCACCCAGACUUUGGAGCAUGACCUGGAUCAUGUCAAUGCACGGUGGAAGACUCUUAAUAAGAAGGUGGCUCAGCGAGCAGCCCAACUACAGGAGGCUCUGCUACACUGUGGGAGGUUUCAGGAUGCACUGGAGUCUCUUCUUAGCUGGAUGGUAGACACUGAGGAGCUUGUGGCCAAUCAGAAGUCCCCGUCAGCAGAAUUCAAAGUAGUGAAGGCCCAGAUACAAGAGCAGAAGCUUCUCCAAAGACUACUGGAUGACCGCAAAUCUACCAUAGAAGUGAUCAAACGGGAAGGAGAAAAAAUAGCAGCAACAGCAGAACCUGCAGAUAAAGUGAAGAUCUUGAAGCAACUAAAUCUCUUGGAUAAUAGAUGGGAAGCUCUGCUUAAUAAAGCUGAAACACGGAAUCGUCAGUUGGAAGGUAUCUCUGUGGUAGCACAGCAGUUUCAUGAAACCUUAGAACCACUGAACGACUGGCUCACAACCAUAGAGAAGAGGCUCACAAACUGUGAGCCCAUAGGAACCCAGGCCUCUAAACUUGAGGAACAAAUUGCACAGCACAAAGCAUUAGAAGAUGAUAUCAUCAGUCACAAUAAACUUUUACACCAGGCUGUUAGCAUCGGCCAAUCCUUAAAGGUUUUGAGCUCCAGGGAUGAUAAAGAUAUGGUGCAGAAUAAAUUAGAUUCCUCUCAAGUGUGGUACAUUGAGGUUCAAGAGAGAAGUCACAGCAGGUCCAAGCUCCUCCAACAGGCCCUAUGUAAUGCUAAGAUUUUUGGGGAAGAUGAAGUUGAACUGAUGAACUGGCUGAAUGAAGUGCAUGACAAACUGAGCAAGCUCUCAGUCCAGGAUUACAGCAGUCAGGGGCUAUGGAAGCAGCAGUCUGAACUUCGGAUUCUGCAAGAAGACAUCCUAUUAAGAAAACAAAAUGUAGAUCAGGCAUUGCUAAAUGGUUUAGAACUACUUAAACAAACAACAGGUGAUGAAGUUUUAAUAAUUCAAGAUAAAUUGGAAGCCAUUAAAGCAAGGUACAAAGACAUUACUAAAUUGAGCACGGACGUAGCUAAAAUCCUGGACCAGGCUCUGCAGCUGGCAAGGCGGCUAUCCUCCACACAUGAGGAGCUCUGCACUUGGCUAGACAAAGUGGAGGUGGAAUUACUUUCAUAUGAAACUCAACUUCUGAAAGGAGAAGCAGCAAACCAAGCACAAGCCAGGCAAAAAGAAUUGAAAAAGGAAGCUAAGAUCAACAAAGCAAUAGUGGACUCCCUUAAUGAAGUGAGCAGCGCCUUACUGGAACUGGUACCAUGGAGGGCAAGGGAAGGACUUGAAAAGAUGGUGGCUGAGGACAAUGAGAGGUACCAAGUAGUCAGUGACGCCAUCACUCAGAAGGUGGAGGAGAUUGAUGCGGCCAUUCUGAGAGCACAGCAGUUUGACCAAGCAGCUGAUGCAGAAUUAUCCUGGAUUACCGAAACAGAAAAGAAAUUGAUGUCACUUGGUGACAUCAGGCUUGAGCAAGACCAGACUUCUGCCCAACUUCAGGUUCAGAAGACAUUCACCAUGGAUAUUUUGAGACACAAAGAUAUUAUUGAUGAACUUGUCAAGUUUGGACAUAAAAUCAUGACCACUUACAGUGAAGAGGAAAAGCAACCCAUGAAGAAUAAACUGGAUAAGGUUUUGAAGAACUAUGAUGCUAUCUGCCAGAUAAACUCAGAAAGGUAUCUACAACUAGAACGGGCACAAUCCCUAGUGAACCAAUUCUGGGAAACCUAUGAAGAACUUUGGCCAUGGCUGACAGAAAUACAAACAAUCAUCUCACAGCUUCCUGCUCCAGCUCUUGAAUAUGAAACUCUGAGACAACAGCAGGAAGAACAUCGGCAACUGCGAGAGUUGAUAGCCGAACACAAGCCUCAUAUUGAUAAGAUGAACAAAACUGGGCCACAGUUACUGGAAUUAAGCCCAGAGGAAGGCUUUUCUAUCCAGGAGAAAUAUGUGGCAGCUGACACCCUUUACAGUCAAAUUAAAGAAGAUGUCAAAAAGCGAGCUGUGGCUCUGGAUGAAGCCAUUUCUCAGUCAACUCAGUUUCAUGACAAAAUAGACCAGAUCCUGGAGAGCCUGGAACGUAUUGUGGAGCGCUUGAGGCAACCCCCCUCAAUCUCUGCAGAGGUAGAGAAGAUUAAAGAGCAAAUCAGUGAAAAUAAGAAUGUGUCUGUAGACAUGGAGAAGCUGCAGCCAUUGUAUGAAACUCUGAAACGGAGGGGAGAGGAAAUGAUUGCUCGAUCUGGGGGCACUGAUAAAGACAUAUCUGCCAAAGCUGUUCAAGAUAAGCUUGACCAAAUGAUUUUCAUUUGGGAAAAUAUACAUACACUGAUGGAAGAAAGGGAAGCCAAACUACUGGAUGUAAUGGAAUUAGCAGAAAAGUUCUGGUGUGAUCACUUGUCACUAGUUGUUACCACUAAAGAUACUCAGGAUUUCAUCCGUGACCUAGAAGAUCCUGGAAUCGAUCCCUCAGUAGUGAAACAACAGCAAGAGGCAGCCGAGGCCAUAAGAGAAGAAAUAGAAGGAUUACAAGAAGAGUUGGACAUAGUUGUUAACCUGGGUUCUGAACUCAUCACUGCAUGUGGGGAACCUGAUAAACCCAUUGUCAAGAAAAGUAUAGAUGAGUUAAACUCAGCAUGGGACUCUCUAAACAAAGCCUGGAAAGACCGGAUUGACAAACUGAAGGAUGCUAUGCAGGCUGCUGUUCAGUACCAGGAUGGACUGCAGGCCAUAUUCGACUGGGUAGAUAUUGCUGGUGGCAAAUUAGCUUCGAUGUCUCCAAUUGGAACUGAUCUUGAAACUGUCAAACAGCAGAUUGAUGAGCUAAAGCAAUUUAAGUCAGAAGCCUAUCAACAACAGAUAGAAAUGGAAAGGUUGAACCAUCAAGCUGAACUUUUGCUGAAGAAAGUUACAGAAGAGAGUGACAAACAUACUGUUCAAGACCCAUUAAUGGAACUGAAAUUGAUUUGGGAUAGCCUAGAUGAGAGAAUCAUCAACAGACAGCAUAAGUUGGAGGGUGCUUUGUUAGCACUGGGUCAGUUCCAGCAUGCACUGGAUGAACUCCUUGCCUGGCUGACACACACAGAGGGCUUGCUAAGUGAACAGAAGCCUGUGGGAGGAGACCCGAAGGCCAUUGAGAUCGAACUUGCCAAGCAUCAUGUUCUCCAAAAUGAUGUAUUAGCCCAUCAGUCCACAGUGGAAACAGUUAAUAAAGCAGGAAAUGAUCUGAUCCAAUCAAGUGCAGGAGAAGAAGCAAGCAAUCUUCAGAACAAGCUGGAGAUUUUAAAUCAACGGUGGCAAAAGGUUUUGGAGAAAACAGAACAAAGGAAACAGCAACUAGAUGGUGCCUUGCAUCAGGCUAAAGGGUUCCAUGGUGAAAUUGAGGAUUUACAGCAGUGGCUGACUGACACAGAGCGUCAUCUGUUGGCAUCCAAACCUCUGGGAGGUUUACCAGAAACAGCCAGGGAGCAGCUUAAUGCCCACAUGGAAAUCUGUGCUGCCUUUGAUCUAAAAGAAGAAACAUAUAAAAGUCUUAUGGAGAAAGGCCAGCAGAUGCUUACAAGAUGCCCCAAAUCUGCAGAAACAAAUAUUGACCAAGACAUAAAUAACAUGAAAGAAAAAUGGGAAUCAGUGGAAACCAAGCUCAAUGAAAGGAAAACUAAACUGGAAGAGGCUCUCAACUUGGCAAUGGAGUUCCACAAUUCUCUCCAAGACUUUAUCAACUGGCUUACACAGGCUGAACAGACCCUUAAUGUAGCCUCUCGGCCAAGUCUUAUCUUGGAUACAGUCUUAUUUCAAAUCGAUGAACACAAGGUUUUUGCCAAUGAAGUAAAUUCUCACCGUGAGCAAAUAAUUGAACUGGAAAAAAAUGGAACACACCUGAAAUACUUUAGUCAGAAACAAGAUGUUGUCCUAAUUAAGAACCUACUGAUCAGUGUUCAGAGUCGAUGGGAGAAAGUUGUUCAAAGGUUGGUAGAAAGAGGAAGAUCUCUGGAUGAAGCAAGAAAGAGAGCCAAGCAGUUCUAUGAAGCAUGGAGUAAACUUAUGGAGUGGCUUGAAGAGUCAGAAAAGUCUCUGGAUUCUGAGCUUGAAAUUGCCAAUGAUCCAGACAAAAUAAAAACACAACUUGCUCAACAUAAGGAGUUUCAGAAAUCACUGGGAGGCAAGCAUUCUGUCUAUGAUACCACCAACAGAACUGGACGUUCUCUGAAGGAGAAAACCACCCUGGCCGAUGACAACCUGAAGCUGGAUGACAUGCUGAGUGAGCUCCGAGAUAAAUGGGAUACCAUCUGUGGUAAAUCUGUUGAGAGACAAAACAAACUAGAGGAAGCCUUACUAUUUUCUGGACAGUUCACAGAUGCUCUGCAGGCGCUCAUUGAUUGGUUGUAUAGAGUUGAACCCCAGCUGGCAGAAGACCAGCCUGUCCAUGGAGAUAUUGAUUUAGUGAUGAAUUUGAUUGAUAGUCACAAGGUCUUCCAAAAAGAGUUGGGGAAGAGGACGAGCAAUGUCCAGGCCCUGAAGCGUUCUGCCCGGGAGCUCAUGGAAGGCAGCAGAGAUGAUUCCUCCUGGGUCAGGGUUCAGAUGCAGGAAUUAAGUACACGCUGGGAAACUGUGUGUGCACUCUCUAUAUCAAAGCAGACACGGUUAGAAGCAGCUCUGCGACAGGCAGAGGAAUUUCACUCAGUGGUACAUGCCCUCUUGGAGUGGCUGGCUGAGGCAGAACAAUCCCUUCGUUUCCAUGGUGUUCUCCCAGAUGAUGAGGAUGCUCUUCGGACUCUGAUUGAUCAGCACAAAGAUUUCAUGAAAAAACUGGAAGAAAAACGAUCUGCACUAAAUAAAGCUACCAGUAUGGGAGAUGCUGUGUUGGCCGUCUGCCACCCUGACUCCAUUACCACCAUUAAGCACUGGAUGACCAUUAUCCGGGCCAGGUUUGAAGAGGUACUGGCCUGGGCAAAACAACAUCAGCAGAGAUUAGCAAGUGCUCUGGCUGGACUUAUUGCCAAACAAGAAUUGUUGGAAGCUUUGCUGGCUUGGUUGCAGUGGGCUGAAACAACACUUAGUGAUAGGGAUAAAGAAGUCAUCCCCCAGGAAAUUGAAGAAGUGAAAGCCCUCAUUGCAGAACACCAGACAUUCAUGGAGGAAAUGACCAGGAAACAACCAGAUGUUGAUAAAGUAACCAAGACCUAUAAGAGGAGAGCAACUGAUCCUUCCUCAUUACAAUCCCAUAUUCCAGUCUUAGAUAAAGGACGAACCAGAAGAAAAUGCUUUCCAUCAUCAAGCUUAUAUCCUUCUGGAUCACAGACACAAAUUGAAACCAAAAAUCCCAGAAUCAAUUUAUUAGUGAGCAAAUGGCAACAAGUCUGGCUCCUUGCAUUGGAAAGAAGGAGGAAGCUUAAUGACGCAUUGGACAGACUAGAGGAGCUGAAGGAAUUUGCAAACUUUGAUUUUGAUAUCUGGCGGAAAAAAUACAUGCGAUGGAUGAAUCAUAAGAAAUCUCGAGUGAUGGACUUCUUCAGGAGAAUUGAUAAAGAUCAGGAUGGGAAAAUAACACGACAAGAGUUUAUUGAUGGAAUUCUUUCUUCAAAGUUCCCAACCAGUCGUCUGGAGAUGAGUGCUGUAGCAGACAUUUUUGACAGAGAUGGUGAUGGAUAUAUUGACUACUAUGAAUUUGUAGCAGCCCUUCAUCCAAAUAAGGAUGCGUAUAAGCCCAUCACUGAUGCUGAUAAAAUUGAAGAUGAGGUGACAAGACAGGUAGCUAAAUGUAAAUGUGCAAAACGAUUUCAAGUUGAACAGAUUGGAGAUAACAAAUACAGGUUCUUCCUGGGAAAUCAGUUUGGAGACUCUCAACAACUGCGACUUGUUCGAAUCCUAAGAAGCACUGUGAUGGUUCGUGUUGGUGGUGGCUGGAUGGCACUUGAUGAGUUCUUAGUGAAAAAUGAUCCUUGCAGGGUUCAUCAUCAUGGGAGUAAAAUGUUACGUUCGGAAUCAAACUCUUCAAUUACUACUACUCAGCCUACUAUAGCUAAAGGAAGAACAAACAUGGAGCUGCGUGAGAAGUUUAUUUUGGCAGAUGGUGCCAGUCAGGGGAUGGCAGCUUUCCGGCCUCGAGGCAGAAGAUCCCGGCCUUCCUCCAGAGGUGCUUCACCUAAUCGCUCAACUUCUGUGUCCAGUCAAGCUGGCCAGGUGGCUGCCCCGCAAGUCCCUUCAACCAGCACCCCCAAGAUUCUCCAUCCUUUAACACGCAAUUAUGGUAAACCAUGGUUGACAAACAGCAAAAUGUCAACUCCUUGUAAGCCAGCAGAGAGCUCAGACUUUUCCGUGCCAUCUACAGAGGGAACCCCAAUACAAGGAAGUAAGCUUCGACUUCCGGGAUAUUUAUCAGGGAAAGGUUUCCACUCCGGGGAUGACAGUGGCUUGAUAACAACUGCAGCCACAAGAGUCCGGACCCAGUUUGCUGAUCCCAAGAAGACCCCCAGCCGACCUGGAAGCAGAGCUGGAAGCAAAGCUGGUAGCAGGGCCAGCAGUCGCCGAGGGAGUGAUGCAUCAGAUUUUGACAUCUCAGAAAUCCAAUCUGUGUGCUCAGACGUGGAGACUGUGCCCACAACACAAAGACCUACACCGCGAGCAGGUUCUCGGCCCUCUACAGCCAAGCCUUCCAAAAUACCUACACCCCAGAGGAAAUCACCAGCCAGCAAAUUGGAAAAGUCCUCAAAGAGAUAGUGCCUCUGGUCCACCACUAUCCUUCCAUGAGCAUUUAUUAUUUAACUUCGAAAACUGUAAAAUACAAUGUAGAAGUUACUGUGAAAUAUUGUAAGAGGCGAGUUUAAAAUUCUGCAGAUGGCUUUAUUUGUGUAUUUGUCUUUUCAUUUACCUAUAUAAUUUUUGGUCAGAUUCUGGGGUUAAAAUCACAUGACCUGUGGAGGAAACAGCUUAAUAUAUACUAACCAUUCUGCACUGCAAGGUGCAGGGCACACACAAAAGUCCUUACAGGUAAGUCCAUAUCUUCUGUGAUGGGCAUAGUCUUACAUCCAUAGCUAAGGUUAAGGAUGCCUUGUGACAUUUUUCUUAUUUUUUGUGCAAAUGCUGGGAAGCCAAACAUUGGAAAUAUAUUUUGAAAUUAUUUAAAUACAAACUCAAGUUAAAGAAGAAGACAUAUCUACACAUAUUAAAGUGAAAACUUCAAUCCAACAGAGAGAUUACAGGAAGUUUCUACACUUUCGAAACUGCUCUGAUAGUCGAGAACCGUGCAGCAUUUCUGAGCCAUUGCUUUACGUGCAGCCAGAAGUGCCCUGAAUAAUACUCUACUGUAAGAAUAUAAUUAAAGUGCAUUAAUGAGAGGUUUUUAUUUGCUUGAUUGGGAAGUAGCCACUGUAUCAUUGAAAUCAUUUUGCAUCAGCAAUUUUGCUUGCUGAAGGCUAUAAAAUAAAACAUGCCCCAAAGUACAUGCUAUGGAAUUAAUUUUUUCCACAGGGAAAAAUCAGUGUAUUUUUUUAUGAGCAAGAUCCAUUUGGAGUGACCAAAAGAUACUUAAAAAUGGGUUUAUGUUGAUUUUCAUCUGAAUAAUUAUGUUCUAGUAUUAUAUCUAUAUUUAAUAAAUAUUUUCAUUUUAAUUUAUUAUGUAUACUCACAUACUAUAAAACAGUACUAGUAUGCAUUUAAUAAAACAUAUUCACUUGAA